AUGAGUGUCAUACAAAUUACUGCACCACAAACCUAGAAUAAUUUUAGAUGGCUGAUCUAAAAGCUGAUUAUGAAAAUGAAUCGAGAGUCAGACAGGAACUCAGAAGAAGCUGCCUAUCGUAUUAACAGAGGGGCUUUGACUUGCUUCACGACUUUGUGUAACACCUUAAGCAUAAACAAUCGAGUGAUCGAAGUCAAUUUAUCUGGUUGUAAUAUUAAUGUUUACUACGCCAUUGAAAUCAGUGGAUUGAUACAAAAAAACAAGAAUAUUUAGAUUUUGAACUUGGGCGACUGUAAAAUUAAUUCAUUCGGUUUGAGUUGCAUAUUCAAGGCUAUGAUUGAUCACACAGGUCUCAAAAUAUUGAAUCUAUUCAACAAUCAAGCAUUUACUACCUAAGUUGUCUAAGACUUUUGCAGAUACGUGUUGGGAGGCAAAAACUUCUUGCAAGAAAUCAAUCUAUCGCAUUGCAAUAUUGAGAACUCAUUGUUAGCCUAAAUAAUGGAUAAAACUCAUAAUUUAAGCUCUUUAAGACGACUGAAAUUAUCCUUGAUGAAUCUGAACUACGAAGGAAUAAUCGCUCUAUCCAGUAUGAUGUUGAAUUACACUGGAAAAUUGAGUUUGGAUUAUUUGGACAUCUCCUACAAUCAAAUUAAAAAUGAUGGAAUUGCAUUACUGGCAAGAGCAUUAUUCAUGUCAGUCAGACUGAUCAAGAUUAAGUCCCUCAAUCUCAAUGGCAAUCAGAUUACUCAAACUGACUAAUUAGAACAAAUCAUACUUAAAAUUUAACUAGAGGAACUAUAUCUUUCUCAUAAUAAAAUUGUAGAAUUUUAAAAUCAACAUGUCCUAACAUUAAAAUUGUUAAAAAUAGAUUUGUCCCACAAUAGAAUUGAAGAAAUACCAAACAAUUUCUUCUUAAAUGUAAUGUAUCUAAACCUAUCCAACAAUUUGAUUGACACUGAAGGGGCCUAUCAGAUAAGUCAAGUACUAUGUUGCAACAUAGUUUAAUGGGCUUAUCUAGAUUUAAGUACAAUUAAUUAAUUCUCAGGUUUUAUAUCAAUAGUUUAUGCUUUGAUUGAGAAUAUCUCUCUGAUUAGUUUAUCAGUGUCUAAAAAUCAAAUAGAUGGUGAGGGUAUCUUGGUUUAUGUGUUUAAUCAUGAACAAAUAAGAUUGCAGUAUUUAGAUGUUUCAUUAAAUCAAUUGAGGUAUGAUAUUGUAUACACAUUGAUUUCAAUGAUGAAAGAGUCAAGAUUAAAGACUCUCCUAUUGUCUUAAUUAAUAAUUGAUGAUAAUGAAAUUUAAAGUGGAAAGCAGGAUUGUUUCGAAAUUAAAUGUACAAACUUAAGAGAAUUGGAUUUCAGUUUUAAUCCUCACAUUAUGUAUCCAGUUCUAGAAUCAUUAAGUAACUAAUACAAUAGACUUGAAUAUUUGAAUCUAAACUCAUGUCAACUGAAUGAACCCAUAUUGAUUGAGAGAUUGAGUCAGCUAAUAGAAAAGACCUACACUUUGACAACCCUAUUAAUAGCUCAUAAUAACUUAGGCGAUUUAAAUUUAUCCUCUUUCGAAUUCUUAAACAGUGCUUUAUCUAAGAAUUCAACUUUAAUUAACUUAGAUAUUUCAAGCAAUAAAUUAAAGAAUGCAAUCUUACUACUUAUAAAUGGCAUAUCAAAUUGUUGUUCUUUGAAAGUAUUGAAUAUCAGCAAUAAUUUAAUUGAUGAAAAUGAGGUGAUAGUCAGAAAAUUACCACUGUUAUUCAAAAAUAGAAAUUUAUAAUAUGUAGAUAUGUCCAAAAAUUGGAUACAUGGUUAAACUCUGUUCAGUAUCAAAGCCAUUAUAUAAAAGAUGCAUUUGUCGUUUCCAUAAUUGUUAUUGUCUAAUCUCAAACUUACAGCCGACGACCUAUUGAUAAUCUCUGAUAUUAUAUCGGAUAUCUACUCUUUUAAGAUACUAGACAUCAGCAUGAAUUAAUCAAUUGAUUAUAUGAAUAAUUUCACUGCCCUAUAAGAUAAUUAAACAAUUAGUUCACUCACAAUAAAUAAAAUGUAAUGUCGCUUAGAGUCCUAUUAAAAUUUAUAAUAAGUAUUGAAAAGAAAUAAGCACUCUUUAAAACUCAUUGAAAUUUCCAACACUCUCAUAUCUCAUAAUUAUCUAUACACUUUAUUGUAAGGUAUGAAAUAUACGAAAUCUUUGACCUCCUUGAUUUUGGAAUAUUAGGUAAUAGAAAGUUAUGCCCUUCUAAAUUCAUUUCAUGAAUUGAUUUAGAUUAAUACAUUAAGGAAUCUAGAAUAUCUAAUUAUCCAAAAGUCGACCUUGUCAAUUGAUUUUUUCUAGAUUUUGAAGGAAAUCUUAAGACAAUCCAAUAAACUCAUAGAAUUGGAUGUGAGCGAAAAUAGGAUUAAUAAGCAUAAAUUUGAAAUCUUAUGUCAAGGGAUUACUUUAAAUAAUAGUUUGUAAAUACUGAACAUUGCAAAUAUCAAACUGAAUGAUUAAAAGUGUUAAAUGUUAAUUUAAUCACUACUCAAUAAUAAGACUAUCAAAUAGAUUGAUUUAUCAAGAAAUAACAUUACUCAAUAAAGUUACUACCAUUUCUUUACUGUAUUCAAAAAUAAUAUCACACAAAUUGAGAAGCUAAAAUUCUCUAAAACAAAGAAGAAAGCUCAAAUUAAGAUAUAUCCCGAUUAUAAAUUUGAUUUUUUUAUUAAUUUUCAUAGGUAAGAACCAAGUUCAUUAUUAUUUUUUAACUUAACUACACUAGACCUAUCUAGAGUAAAGUAUCAACAGGCUAAUCUAGAAUUGAUUAUAAACAGAAUUAAGCCAGAUUCAAUAUUAUAAAAUGUUACUAAGCUCUAGUUUAAUGAAUGUCAAUUCCAGGAUUCUCAUUGUGAACAGCUUCAACAAUUACUAUAGAAUUAAUUGAAACUAAAGGAAUUGUCUCUGGAUAAAAACAAUAUAACUUCAGAUGGAUUUUAUAAGAUAUUUAAUAUUAUACUAUAAAAUAAAAGCCAAUUGGAAAAAUUAACAAUAUCCAACAAUUAAAUUGAAAAUACAAUCUUGCAGUUUAAUUGUGAAUAAAAAUUAUCGUUUUUCAAACUGCUUAUCAUCGAUAAUAAUAAAGCUCUUGGAUCUCAAGAUCUAUUGCUAUUUUUAAAAAAUAAUAAAGGCUUGUAUAUCUAUAACACUUGGAGCUAAAUCUCAGAGGAACUAGCAAUUUAAAUAAUAGAAUCCUACAUACUUUACAGUGUGAAUUAUCAUAUAAAGAAUACUCCUGAUUAUCUGAAAAAUCUAAUAAUUAGGGAUGCUAAUUUGACAGAUAAUUUUCUUAUUUGGUUUGGGACUAAGUAUUUUAAUUUUUAAUAAUUGGAGUGCAUUGACUUUUCUGGUAGUACUAAAUUUAGUACAAGUGUUGGGAAAAUGCAUAUGUACAUAAGCAUGAUCAAUGAAUAAUUUAUGGAAUACAAUUUAAUUUCUGGAAAGAUAGACAAUCAGUAAAGGAUUAUUAAUAUUUUUGAUGAUGGGAUAUUGUAUUAUCUAUUGAUUAAACUCAAAAUGUACAUACUAAAAAGAAACAACAGCAUGAAAUGGAUAAUUUAAAUAAUUAACAAAAAGUUAUAUCAGUAUACAGAUUUCAAAUUAAGUAGUUCACUUUAUAAAUUUCUAAGGUAAAACAAAGUUUACAUUCGAACUUAUUGUGUAAUCUAGUUAAUUCUGGUGCCAAUCUAGGCAAUAUUGAGUGUGAUUUUAGCAUUCUAUUAUGAUUACAAUAUCGACCCGAGAGAAUUGAAAAUGGAUUGCAAAUAUUAGAAUCCAUGUUACUUUUCUACUUAUAAUGAAUAUGCAAUAUUGAUAAGUUUGAUAUAUUUUCUGUUGGUUCUAUACACUUAAGUGUUAAACUUGUAUGUGGCAGUGAAAAUUAGAGUAAAAGCAGUGCCAGAUUAUUGCAUAAGAACAUUUGAAGAAAAGAAGUUUUAAAUUUAUAAAUACCCUCACAAAUAAGAACUAUUUUAGUUUUUCAUUCUGUUGUUCAUAUCAGCAGAUUACUACUUUGAAUUUUAGGUGAUUGGCUUAUGUGUAAGCUUUAUUGAUUAUUUAUAAGACAACAACUUAAUGAGAGAAUUGCAAUAUAAGUUUUUUGUUCAACUCUUUGUGCUGUCUUCAGUUGCUAUAACAAAGUUCAUCAUAGUGAUAUACACCAAUUACAUCAACAUGUAUAAUUUAAUGAAAAAUUUGGAUGCUGAUUAGGCAACGUUAUUUUCAUACAUUUGGAAGAUGAGUGAAAAUAAUUAUGUUCUAGAGAAUAUUCUAAGGUAAUAUUGUCCAUAAAUUGGAAUUCAAGUCAAAAAUCAUCUAUUAAACAGCAGAUAAAUUUAAGAAUUGAUCUAAGCUCUACUAAUCGAUUUGCCGUCUUUCAUAUGUAUUAGCACAUUUUAUUCCCUUUCAACUUAAUACUAUGAAUCCUAGUUUACAUCUCACAUUAUACCUUCAGCAUACUUUUUAUUUAUGAUUGCUAAUUUGAGAGUCUUAGUUGGAUUCUUCUUUCACCUCAACAUUGCACUUACAACACGACCUCCUUAGGUGAAUGGGUUUGAUUUGAAUUAAACUCUCUUGUAAAGAAAAUACCAAUCAUUCUAAAAAGAAUGUGAGAAGCAGCCAUAUGAAACGUGUGAACCCCAAGAGGAUGCAAGAUUGAUGAGUACUUUGAUGAAAUACAGAAGUGAGAAGCAAAUAAUUGUAGCAUUAAAUAAGAAAGAAAAUUGA
Molecule: messenger RNA, 4752 nt
Organism: Paramecium tetraurelia
Lineage: Eukaryota; Ciliophora; Oligohymenophorea; Peniculida; Parameciidae
Exons: 6
Molecular function (GO): protein binding
Source: RefSeq, a predicted model, not a curated record